GUUAUCCAGUCGUCGGUCCAUAACAUCAUGCCUCCCAAAGGUGCCGGAAAGAGGAAGAACACGACUGUGUAUAGUGAUGAUUCCCCCACACCCCCAGUGCCCACACUUGCGGAACAGCUGUCCUACCUCCAGUAUCCUCGGCCCUUCAAGAAUCCAAACUACACCAAGAACACGAACCGCCGGACGAAGAAUCUGAAGGCGGUCCUUACCCAGGAGCGCGAGCGAGAGAAGAACGAGCGGGAGAGGCGGAGACAAGAGAAGGAAGAAAAUAUGGAUGUCGAUGGUGAGCAGCCGGCGGAGGAUCCACUUGAGGAUGACCUUCCUACAUACGCAUCGAUUGAGGCACCCCCAUCUGUCUUGCCUCAACGGCGAUAUUGCGAUAUCACUGGACUGGAGGGGCCAUACACGGAUCCUGCCACCGGGCUCCGAUACCAUGACAAGAGUAUAUACGAGCUGAUCAGGGGUCUUAGUGCGACAGCAGCAAAGGAGUACUUGUCAGCUCGUGGUGUCAACCCCAUCGUCAAGUAACGCAGGUCCGCUUUUCGAAACUGCAUCUUUAUAGCAGUAUGUACUUCUGUUGUAGGAUCGUACUGCCUUGUUGGCUUUGUACUCU
Messenger RNA from Dichomitus squalens LYAD-421 SS1, 613 nucleotides. RefSeq lists its product as uncharacterized. Gene Ontology annotation, biological process: chromatin remodeling. NCBI's taxonomy places the organism in Eukaryota, Fungi, Basidiomycota, Agaricomycetes, Polyporales, Polyporaceae. The record is from RefSeq and is a predicted model, not a curated record. Gene Ontology annotation, cellular component: Ino80 complex. The coding region runs from base 28 to 528 and encodes 166 amino acids. The transcript has 6 exons.